CAGGCAUUUUCCAACAUCUGAGGCUCAGACAGAAAUUUACAGAAGGUCUGAAUCGAACUUUUUGCAACAUUAGAGAUAACAUUAGGUAAAAAACGAGUAACAUGGAGCUUUGCGCACGAAAUGAGACAUCUACGAGCCCAGAGUGCGUCGGAGCGCAGACGGAAGCGCUGCAGAACGGAGCCGGUAACGGCAGCUUGGACACAACAAACAUCACCUACGGAAACGUUUCCACACUACUCAUACCUCAGCGUGCCAGGCAGAAAGAUGGGGACCACACACUGCGGAUCCUGCUCUACUCACUCAUCUUCUUCCUGAGUGUAAUUGGCAACCUGCUGAUCAUUGUGGUGCUGACCGUCAAUAAACGCAUGCGCACCGUGACCAACACCUUCCUGCUGUCACUCGCUGUCAGUGACCUGAUGAUGGCCGUCUUCUGCAUGCCCUUCACCCUCAUCCCCAGCAUCCUCAAGGACUUCAUCUUUGGUGCUGCCAUGUGCAAGAUAGUGUCCUACCUCAUGGGCAUAUCAGUGAGCAUCUCAACUUUUAGCCUAGUUGCCAUAGCAAUUGAGCGCUACAGCGCUAUCUGUAACCCCCUGAAGUCACGGGUAUGGCAGACCAGGUCCCAUGCCUAUCGGGUGAUUGCUGCUACAUGGGUGCUGGCCUUCAUCAUCAUGAUCCCCUAUCCAAUCAUCAGUCACUUGGAGUCUUUUCAGCGUCCCGACAACACCACUGCUCACCAGUGUCGCCACAAGUGGCCCCUCGCAACGGCAGAGCAGGCCUGGUACAUUCUGCUACUGCUUGUGCUGUUUGCAAUCCCAGGGUUGGUGAUGAUUGUGGCCUAUGGACUUAUCUCCAGGGAACUUUAUAGAGGCAUUCACUUUGAGAUGGGCCAGAAAAAAGACUCUACUGAUGUGAAGAAUGGACUGACCUCCACUGUGUCUGCUGGUAGUGACGAUGGAGAUGGUUGCUAUGUUAAUGUCGUCCAGCGGACACACACGAUGGAGAUGUCCACCAUGGCUGCAUCGAGCAGGGCAGUCAAGGCAGAAAGACCACGCAGCAACACGUCCGAGGCCAAGCUGGAGGCCAAGAAGCGAGUUAUCCGCAUGCUGGUAGUCAUUGUUGUCCUGUUCUUUCUCUGCUGGAUGCCACUGUAUUGUGCCAACACCUGGCGGGCUUUCGAUGACCUCUCUGCAAAACAUGCUCUCUCAGGUGCACCCAUCGCUUUUAUCCAUUUGUUGUGCUACACGUCCGCCUGCGUCAACCCAAUUAUUUACUGCUUCAUGAACACCCGUUUCCGAAAAGCUCUGCUUGCCACGUUCUCGUGCUGUGCCGCACCUUGCCACCGCCGUCGUCGCCGUGGGCUACGGGACAACGAGGAGGACGUUAUGGCAACAGGAGCGUCCAUGUCCAAGUUCAGCUACACUACAGUCAGCACCAUGGGAACCUGCUGAGGCAGAUGGAUGCAGGCACAAUCCAGAAGAAACAGUUUCUACGGCAACACAGCACCCCACAUCCUUUGUCUGUAGGCCAAAUCUGUGCUCAUAGGGACAGUAAUGUGGAGUGGAAAAACAGGUUAUAUAGUGUAGCAUUAUAGAAGCUAAACCCAUGACUGUGAGUAAACUUACAUAGGGAUUAUUUAAUUACAGUGUAAA
Morone saxatilis (striped sea-bass) is the source of this 1649-nucleotide messenger RNA. It is a transcript of the gene cckbrb, whose product is annotated as cholecystokinin receptor. Gene Ontology annotation, molecular function: gastrin receptor activity; neuropeptide receptor activity. Gene Ontology annotation, cellular component: membrane. The transcript is spliced from 5 exons. NCBI's taxonomy places the organism in Eukaryota, Metazoa, Chordata, Actinopteri, Moronidae. The record is from RefSeq and is a predicted model, not a curated record. The coding region runs from base 102 to 1448 and encodes 448 amino acids. Gene Ontology annotation, biological process: neuropeptide signaling pathway.